UGAACGGAUCCAUUAGUUCGGAUACCAUGAAGAAAUUAAUAGCCAAGAAGCCAGAUCUUAACAUCAACAGUCAGAUGACUGUGAUUGACAAAGGAAAGAAAAGAACUUUAGAAGAAUGUUUUCAGAUGUUUCAAAUUAUUCAUCAGCUUACUACUGGCCCUGAAGAUAUUCUAAUGGUUGGCCUUGAACUCACUAUGUAACCUAGGUUGGACUUGAAUGCUCAUCCUCCUACCUUGGCCUCCUGAUGAUUACUGGGUUAAUAAGCAUAUACCUCCAUGCCUGGCUGCCCUUCUGAGCUUUUGCCCAUAUGAGCUUUUACCUUCAUCAAGAGUCUGAUGAAAAAUGUUUUCCUCUUUAUUAUGGCGACUCUUUUUCAAAACCAAUGUGAGACAGUUGCCUAAAAGGUAAAAUAUAUUUUUAAAAAAAAUGUUCAUUGUAAAAGGUAUGAAAAAGGAACCAAAAUCAACAUCUCCUACUGGGUAGAGGAUGAUAUGGAGAAGGAAAUUUGGUCCUGUUUUCUGCAUCCAAAAUAACACAUGAAAUAUUUGACCUCAAAUGGGCAUGUCCUUAAUAAAGGUUUAUCUGUGUCUCAUAGGAAAUUUUUAAUUGCCUGGGUGGGCAUUGGAGAGAAUGCAAUUCAUGAAGUGCUUACAAAUUGAGUGGCUAAUCCCUAGAAAAAUUAUGUUUUCCUUUUGGGGACAGAGGACACCACCAUGUUAUCUGAAGCUUCAUGAUUCUAAAAUCUGACAUUGACUACUGACUUCCGUAUCAUUGAUUUGACCAGGGUGGCAUUUUACUUUAUUUAUUCAUUUUUCCAGUGCUAUGAACCAAACCCAAGAGCUUUUACAUGCUAGGCAAGUGCUUUACUCAGUCACAAGAUGGCAUUUUAAAAUGCUGUUUUGAUAAGUAGAAGGAAGCAAAACCUUGUCCAUCCUUAACUUAGGAAAAAAAAAACAGUAAAAAGUAUAACUUGUGUUUCUGGAGAGCUAACUUCAGACUGGUCAAGUAAAAACUUUCCUCCUUGGCCAAGACUGAUCUUCCUGAUAAGUAGUAGGUAUAUUAAUUAUCUUAGAGGAGAGAACUCUAGCUGUUUAGUUCAGCAAAAGUUGACUGAAUGCUCAGAGUGUUCCAGGCACUGUGCCAAAGAUGUUGAGAUAUGAAGAGAGAUAGACAUAGUUUCUGUUCCUGAGGAAUUUAUAGUCAGGUUAUGGAGACAUACUGUUGCAAUCAGUGCUUACUAGAGAAAUGGAUCUAAUACAAGACAUACAAAUAUAUAAGAAUUUAUGAGGUUGACUUACAGUGGCCACCCACAGAGUCAGGUGUAGAAGAGUACAAAAGGUCUAUCUGCACAGUGGAGCUCCGGAGGAUCCCGUCGAAGGCCUGGGGCUCAGUGUUGUGUCCCGUGUGAGUCCCUAUGAGGAGGCUGAAGAGUCUGUGCUGGAAACCAGGAGAUGACCUUCAAGAUAAAGGUGAAGACUGGAGCUCCUGUGAAGAAACAGAAGCGAGCCUUCCUUCUUCAUGUCCUUUUCACACCAUUCUGGUGACAAUCCUCCCUAGGCUGAGUCUUCCACACCUAGAUCCAAGGUCACAAAAGAUGUCAUUAAAGAAUUUGCUGAUGAUGGUGUCAAGUACCUGGAACUGAGGAGCACACCCAGGAGAGAAAACGCUACUGGAAUGACUAAAAAGACUUAUGUGGAAUCCAUACUUGAGGGUAUAAAACAGUCCAAACAAGAAAAUUUAGACAUCGAUGUUCGGUAUUUGAUAGCAAUUGACAGAAGAGGUGGCUCUUUGGUAGCCAAGGAGACUGUUAAACUCGCUGAAGAAUUCUUCCUUUCUGCUAAUGAUACAGUUCUUGGCCUUGACCUCAGUGGAGACCCAACUAUAGGUCAAGCAAAAGACUUCUUGGAACCACUUUUAGAAGCUAAAAAAACAGGCCUGAAGUUGGCAUUGCAUCUUUCAGAGAUUCCAAGUCAAAAAAAAGAAACCCAGGUGCUCCUGGAUCUCCUUCCUGACAGAAUUGGGCAUGGAACAUUUCUCAACUCCCCUGAGAGAGGAUCCCUGGAUCUGGUAAACUUUGUGAGGCAGCAUCGGAUACCACUGGAACUCUGUUUGACUUCAAACAUCAAAAGUCAGACAGUUUCAUCUUAUGACCAGCAUCACUUCGGAUUCUGGUACAGCAUUUCUCAUCCAUCUGUGAUCUGUACUGAUGAUAAGGGUGUUUUUGCAACAUGCCUUUCUCAAGAGUACCAGCUGGCAGCUGAAACAUUUAAACUGACCAAGUCUCAGGUGUGGGAUCUGUCUUAUGAAUCCAUCAACUACAUCUUUGCUUCUGACAGCACCAGAUCUAAACUGAGGAAGAAGUGGAAUCAUCUGAAGCCCAGAGUGUUACACUUUUAAGCGUAGUAAGAUGAACUACUAUUGGGUAUAUGUUGUAAGAUCUUCUUGCCAUAUCCUUCUCGGUAAACGACUCAUCACAUCGUUUAAAAUGCAGCAGCCAACCACUACACUGUACACAUAGCAGGUGCUCCAUAAAUACUCCUUAAACUGACUAGCAGGCCAUGAGUCUUACAUGGUUUUACUUCUCUGCUGCUCACUAGGAAAAACUGAAUUUCUCAUUCCACUAAGUUUUUUUUUUUUUUUAAACUUAAUGAUAUUUCUUCAUUUAGUGAUCAUAAAACAUCAGGGAAAUCAGCAAUUUCUUAUCAGGGCAAGUUUUCUAAUUACUAGUUUAAGGUAAAGAGAAAGGGGAAAACAGAUUGCUACAAAGACCUUUAAACCUGCUAGGUUUUGACAACAGCUCUGUACUUUUAUGUUCUGAGAAGCAAAACAGCCAUACCAAAUCUUGGAACCUAAUAAAUUCUAACUAUUCAGAAGUGA
Molecule: messenger RNA, 2877 nt
Organism: Cavia porcellus (domestic guinea pig)
Lineage: Eukaryota; Metazoa; Chordata; Mammalia; Rodentia; Caviidae
Gene: Mapda
Product: adenosine deaminase like
Exons: 10
Coding region: 1675-2397 (240 amino acids)
Biological process (GO): inosine biosynthetic process; adenosine catabolic process
Molecular function (GO): adenosine deaminase activity
Source: RefSeq, a predicted model, not a curated record